CGGCAGGAUAGCUAUUAGGUACCUAGCUACUACCUAGGUAGUGUAGGUUAGCCACCCCGCUAGUGAUCGUAGUUUAUAGCUAUUCUAGCUUCUUUCUACUUAGAUUCAACUGCGGGCAGUUGUCAGUAAUACAGAAUGUUCUUGCAAAAUACAACUUUAUAACCAAGGUUACACAUUAUUCACCAACCUGGCUACCAGUCACACGGUUUUGCACUUUUGGACUGCAGCAGCUAUUAACCUCGUACAGAAUGGAAGUCAAAUCAGAUAGCAGUAGUGGAACUCCACCUGAACAAGGAGGAGCUGGUAUUAAAAGGCCUCUGGAGCCUAAAAUGACAGAGGAGUAUGUGAAGCGCAUUCAACUUGACCCUGUUGUUGAAGAGAGUGACAGUGUUAGAAGGAAGCGUAGGAAGUAUGCCCUCUUACUAUCUUACUCUGGAAAAGGUUAUUUGGGCAUGCAGAGGAAUCAUGGAUUUAGAACAAUUGAAGGGGAUUUGUUGGAUGCAAUGGUGCAUGCCAACUUGAUGACUGAAGAAGGCUUGCAAUGUCCACAGAUGUUUCAGUUUCAGCGGGCAGCACGCACAGACAAGGGCGUUUCCGCAGCGAGACAAGUUGUGUCUGUUAAGUUACCUGAUGAUGUGGCAGAUAUGGUGAAUGAAAUUAACAAACACUUAUGUGACCAGAUCCGAGUCAUGGCUGUUCGACGCACAACCAAAGGCUUCAACUGCAAGACUUGGUGUGAUUCACGCACAUAUUCUUAUAUGUGUCCCACCUUUGCCUUUGCUCCAUUGGAAGAAAUGACAAAAGAAGACUAUCGCAUUACUCCAGAUGUUCUUGAGAAGAUAAGAAGUACUGUGAAAGUUUACAAAGGCACACACAAUUUCCACAACUUUACUGCUCGGAAAAAGUUCCAAGAGGAUAGUGCAAAACGUUAUAUCAUUGACAUUGAGUGCGGUGAUCCAUUUGAACGUGAAUCUGUGGAAUGGGUUAUUAUUAGAAUUAAAGGUCAAAGCUUUAUGUUGCAUCAGAUAAGAAAAAUGGUAGGACUCGCAAUAGCAGUUCUUCGAGGGUUAGCAAGCCCAGAUGUAAUAAGCAAGGCAUGGGGAAAGGACCGUGUAGAUGUGCCAAUAGCUCCAAGUCUUGGUUUAGUACUAGAAGAACCUCAUUAUGAUAAAUACAAUCUUAGAUAUGGCUCAGAUGGUAUCCAUGAAGCACUUACUUGGGAUGAAGCGACAAAGAAAAUUCAAGAGUUUCGUGAAAAAUACAUAGAUUCAACGAUCAUUAAUACUGAAAUUCAGGAAAAAUCUAUGCUUAAGUGGUUAGAAACUUUACCAUUACACACAUAUGAUGUCAGAGAGAUUCCAGGUGAUGACCUUACAGAAUCACAAAGUCAUCGAUCAUCAACAAGAAGUGCAUUUGGAAGAGCAAGGGUUAGACUAAACAUGAGUCAGAAUAGUGAUGAUGAAGAAGCAGAUGAUGAAGAUGGUGAUUUGGACCAGUACAGAAUAUUUCCGCAAAAAAAAGAUGAUGGAAAAGUAAUCAUGAAGAACGAUGCCUCAAAUGGCGAUGAAGUGGGUGUGAAUGGUGUCAGUGGUAAAGACAAGACUGCUGUAGAAACUGAUACCACUGCAAGAAAGGAAAACCUCUGAACAUGCCAAUGGCUCAUUACAAGUCUUAUAGCCAAGUCGACUGCAAAUAAGAUUUCAUUUUCUUGAUGGCCUUAAUCCUAUAUAUGUUUUUUAUGAAAGUUUAAAUUGUCAGCUAAGGAUUCUAGUUGAUAUAUGGUACUUUGUGUAACCAUCAGACGAGGAUAUAAAGUCACCAUUAUAAUUUAAAGUUACUCGAAGAUGUCUUGAAAGUACAAAUAGAAUGUAAAGUUAACAGAUGAUAGCAAGACAUUCAGUAAUAUUUUUAUUUCACUGUUUUAAUAUUUCCUUUUCUUAAGUUUUGAUUACAUGUCGUCUGUUUUACAAGUAAAUUUACUUUUUGUUGAAAAUAGUGUGUGGUGACAGUGAAAAGGAUAGGGAAAGUGAAGUAUGUCUAGUUCAUCUUUAUUCUAAGGUAUGAAAUUAAAUAUAUGUGAAAUACACUUACAAGUAUUGGUACGGGAAACUGCCUUUGCUUUUCCUACCUCUGUAUAAGAAUGAGGCAGUAGUAUUAAAUUAUCAUAAAUGAUGAUGUCAAGUUUUCUCUCCAUUUCAAGACUUGAGGGAUCCCAGAAUAUUAAAACCUUUUUCAUUGUA
This is a messenger RNA of Macrobrachium nipponense, 2240 nucleotides long. RefSeq names its product pseudouridylate synthase 1 homolog (gene Pus1). The coding region runs from base 249 to 1646 and encodes 465 amino acids. The transcript has 11 exons. Gene Ontology annotation, cellular component: nucleus. Gene Ontology annotation, biological process: mRNA pseudouridine synthesis; tRNA pseudouridine synthesis. Gene Ontology annotation, molecular function: pseudouridine synthase activity; RNA binding. NCBI's taxonomy places the organism in Eukaryota, Metazoa, Arthropoda, Malacostraca, Decapoda, Palaemonidae. The record is from RefSeq and is a predicted model, not a curated record.